Messenger RNA from Gadus chalcogrammus (walleye pollock), 1836 nucleotides. RefSeq names its product probable cationic amino acid transporter. Gene Ontology annotation, biological process: transmembrane transport; amino acid transport. The record is from RefSeq and is a predicted model, not a curated record. NCBI's taxonomy places the organism in Eukaryota, Metazoa, Chordata, Actinopteri, Gadiformes, Gadidae. Gene Ontology annotation, cellular component: plasma membrane. The coding region runs from base 1 to 1836 and encodes 611 amino acids. The transcript has 8 exons. Gene Ontology annotation, molecular function: amino acid transmembrane transporter activity.
AUGGGUAAAGGGGAGCAGUCGUACCCUGACCUGCUGGCGCUGCUGAUCGCGCUGGUGGUGACGGUGAUCGUGGCGCUGGGUGUGAAGAACUCGGUGGGCUUCAACAACGUGCUGAACGUCAUCAACCUGCUGGUCUGGGUCUUCAUGAUGAUCGCCGGACUCUUCUUCGUCAACGGGGACAACUGGGACGAAGGCCGCUUCCUGCCCUACGGCUGGUCGGGGGUGAUGCAGGGCGCGGCCACCUGCUUCUACGCCUUCAUCGGCUUCGACAUCAUCGCCACCACGGGGGAGGAGGCCAAGAGCCCCAACACCUCCAUCCCCUACGCCAUCACCGCCUCGCUGGUCACCUGCCUCACCGCAUACGUGUCCGUGUCGGUGAUCCUGACGCUGAUGGUUCCGUACGGGGAGAUCGACGCGGACGCGCCGCUCAUGGAGAUGUUCGCCGUGCACGGCUGCAUGUUCGCCAAGUACAUCGUGGCGGCGGGCUCCAUCGCCGGGCUCACGGUCUCGCUGCUGGGCUCGCUGUUCCCCAUGCCGCGCAUCAUCUACGCCAUGGCCGGCGACGGCCUGCUCUUCAAGUUCCUGGCCCACGUGUCGUCCUACACCGAGACCCCCGCCGUGGCGUGCGUGGUGUCGGGCUGCCUGGCCGCCGUGCUGUCCCUCAUGGUCAGCCUCAGGGACCUCAUUGAGAUGAUGUCCAUCGGGACCCUGCUGGCCUACACGCUGGUGAGCCUGUGCGUGCUGCUGCUGCGCUACCAGCCCGAGGGCGACAUCCACGGCUUCGUCAACUUCCUGUCGGAGGAGCAGCAGAACAGCCGGCGGCGGGAGGGCGUGCUGGCGGAGCGUGAGAAGCACGCCGCCUCGCCCACCAGCGAGGCGGACGAGGACGGCGGCGGGGGCGGCGCCGGGGGCGGGGCCACCAACACCUGCGGCGCGAAGAACCUCCCGUCGCUCGGCGACAACGAGAUGCUGAUCGGGAAGCCCGACAAGACGGCGUACACGGCCAGCCACCCCAACUACGGCACGGUCGACAUGGCGACCGGCAUCGAGGCCGAGGAGGACGAGGGCGGGCUCUCCCGCCGGCUGAAGAAGCUGAUUGGCCCGCGGUACUACACGCUGAGGAUCCGAUUGGGCCUGCCCGGGAAGAUGGACCGGCCCACCCCGGCCACGGGGCGGACGGUGAAGGUGUGCGUGGUGCUCCUCUUCGUCCUCAUCUUCGCCUUCUGCUCCCUCGUCAUCUUCGGAGCCAGCAGCAUCGGGGCGGGCUCCUGGUGGGCGGUGAUGCUGCUGAUGCUGCUGCUGGUUGCCAUGGCGCUGCUGAUGGUGGUCAUCGUGCAGCAGCCCGAGAACCCCAAGCGUCUGCCCUACAUGGCGCCCUGCGUGCCCUUCGUCCCCGCCGCCGCCAUGCUGGUCAACGUCUACCUCAUGCUCAAGCUCUCCGCCAUCACCUGGAUACGCUUCGCCAUCUGGUGCCUGAUAGGCGUCCUCAUCUACUUCGGCUACGGGAUGUGGAACAGUAAGCUGGAGAUCCGCGCGCGGGAGAGCGAGGUCCACGCCUCCACGUACCAGCGCUACGACCAGGGCGUGGACGAGGGCUUCUGCGGCCUCGACGACGACUUCUACCCCCCCGACGCCGCCGCCGCCGCCGCCGCCACCGCCGCCGCCGCCGCCGCCAGCGACCCCUGGGGGGCGGAGCCGGCCGCCGGGGGGACGGGGCUGAGCCCGCCUCCGGAGGGAAAGCCCGGGAGAGGCGGCGGUGAGGGGGCGGGGCCGAGGGGCGGGGCCAGGACCGUAGCCAAUCACGGCCUUGCUGAGGAGGAUCCGAUGGAUUUCUGA